AUGAAUGAUGGAGAGCAGCUGUACCGGGCGUGUCAGUCAGAUCCACCAAAGGCGCUGCAGCUGUUGACCAGUUGGGACCCACAACGCAUUCGAGAUGCUGCCCAAUUCAAAGAUGAUUGGCUUGGCGAUGCACCACUGCACGAUGCCUGUAGUAACGGUCAUGACAAGGUGGUGGAGAUGCUGUUGAAGCACGGUGUUGAUGCUAAUGCCAACAACGACCUCGGCCAUACACCACUGCACUAUGCCUGCAUGUACGGUCAGGUCAAGGUGGUGAAGAUGCUGUUGAAGCACGGUGCUGAUGCUAAAGCCACGUUCGACCCGGUCCAAUUGACCAACAAAGCUCUCUAUCCGUCCCGACGGACGUCGCACAACCCUUCCAAGCCGCUUCCUCAACUCUUACACAGCGUGGGCAUGACGCUGGUCAUCAACGAGCUGAAGCCAGAGCGCAUGGUCGAACUGGGCCACAACACACCGUCGGCACUCCUCGAGUCGGGCAUGCACGAGCUGUUCUGGUCGGCCUACGAGCAGCUCUCGGAUCAGGGCCUGGCCGCCGCUGCGGUGACGCGUCUGUUUGACGACAAUGAAGGGCAGUAUCAGCAUCGCCCCAUGCGGCAAGUACAGCCGCAAACCGUCAGCAGGUACCUGAGUCUUGGAACACGCCUGGUCCAAUUUUUGCUGCUGCUGGAGGCCAUGCCAGCCCCCGAUCCGUCCAGCUUUCUGGGCCAGGUGCUUGCCAGCCGUGGCCCUGCGGUAAUCAAUGCCACCGUGGCUCUGAGGGCGGGCCUGGACGAUGAAAUGACCAAGAAAGAGCUGGUCGAGCCCCUGACGUCUCUGUGGCUGGCCCUGGUGGAGGUGGAGCUGAGCCUCUUUGACAACGACAAGGUGCACUUUGUCAACGUCUUCUUAUUGUGCACGGCCGUGUCCAAAGGAAGCGGCAUCCUGCAAGACAUCAGGCAGUGGACCACGACGCCCGCUGGACUGCUGUACGUUUUCAAAUUGUUUCUGCUUCGCCGUGGCAAGAAUGAGUCGUGGUCAGUGGCCAACGAGCUCAGGCCGUAUAUGCAGCCCGGGCGAUUGGUGCAUUUCUUGAGCCAGCGCAUGAGCAUGGCACGAACAGCGAGCGUGGCCGAGGGGCAGGCUGGAGUCGACGUCGAGGUCCGAGCCGAUGGCGACGUGACGGACGAGACGCUGCGCACCAUUGUCUGUCGAGGCAUUGAGCUCAAUGUGGAGGAGCUCGGGGCUGCAUUGGAGCAGAUGCGCAAAGACAUGACGGAAACUUUGGACAAGCACCUCUUGCUGGACUCACGCCUGCGGAAAGAUUACGAGAAAGAAUAUGAGCGGCUGCGAUUGAAGGAGGAUCGGACCAACAGGGUCAAGAACUGGUGGGUGGGCCAUGGCAGUCCAGCCGAGAACGCGCUGUUUGAUCACAUUGGCCAGACCCCGAGUCUGCGGCAAGAGUUUAUCCAAACGGAGCAUGGGCCCAGUGGCGAGCUGACCUUUCGAGAGAACAGGGUGCGGGUAUGGCUUUCAUAUGUGUGCAGGUUCAACGAGCUAGCACUCACCUACACGCACAUUGCCGGAGGUCUGCCGCCACGAGCCUCUGUGUAUCAAGGGCUGUCCUACGAAAACGGCGUUGGCCGGCAACGAUCUGCGUUUUUUGCCGAGAAGCAGCUCUCCAUAUUGACCCGCGUGAGCAAGACCUACUGGCUGUCCCUGAACGAACAGCAUACCUUUCGAUACAUGGAUCAGAAAAUCAGCACGCUGAUAUUCAUGUAUUUGCUGCUGUGCAAGCCUCUGGAGCACAUGCUGAGCAGCUGGCUGCAAAAGCGGGGCAGCCUGAAAACCCCCGACGACGAGAAUGGCAUUCACAAUGCCGAGCAGGACGACGAAGAUUUGCUCGACGACGAGCUGGAUGAAGACCACAUGAGCCACAACGAGACGAUGACUUUGCGACGCGAGGUCCGGGACGCUCGAAACCACUACAACAACAGCCACCUGCUCUUCAAUAUUGCGCCCCUGCAGACGAUGGUCAGCCCAGCCACCAUCUAUGCGGCAUUUCGUCGGCAGAUGACCACGUACCUGCAUCGGCCAAAGCUGGGGGUGGCCACGUGGCGACACGCCGCAACCUUCUGGAUGACGACGUUUGUCAUUAACCGACUGUCGGCCGAGACGACCGGCGCCCUGGGCAGCCUGAUCCACACUCAAGCUCAACACUCUGGGGACACGGCCCAGCGGGCCUAUGCGCGCACAGCGAGUGACCAUGUGCAAACCAAAAUGUCGUCGCGACUGAUGCAUCAAGUGGCCUCGCAAAAAUGGCAUGCUUUGUUUGGACUAGAUCGCAAGCGCAGCAUGGCCAAGUUGACAGCGAACCAAGAAGCAUUGGAAGCUCGCUAUCCCAUCAGCUGGAACCCGGUGACUGACCUCUCGCCCGAGGCAAACGGGCGUAUCAUCAUGAACACGAGGGCCGAGCAUGACGUGGCAGAUGGCCUGGACGUGCUCAUCGUUACGACCGACAUGUUUGUCCGCGUGGGAUCUGAAUCGCUACACGGGAAGGUCUGCUUUCAGCGCAUCCGCACCGUGGUCGCAGCCAGUGUGGGCUCUGGCAGAUGGACCAACAUCAAACGCGUGGCAUUGACGGGAAAACUUUGCAUCGGGGACCAGGAGCAUCUGUUUCGAAAGCUGGGUCAGCAAGUGGGGGGCAAGGUGUACCGUCUGGAGACGAUGCGGCGCGAUCUGCAGCUGCGUGUGCUUCACGGAAACCAGCCAAACUUUUUGUCGCAUGUGCAAGCCAUUGUGGACACGCAGCGUAACAUGCGUCAGGCGAAUGGGGAGCGUGUGCACAUGAUGGUCUUUUGUGACACUGUGAACGAGGUGAAGCUGCUGUGUGACCAGCUGCACGCACGCGGCUACGUGGCCUUGCCCUACUACACCGACCUGGAGGAGAAGGCGCAAAAGGACCAUGUGGCACAGUGGCAACGGGGUGAAUGCGACGUCAUUGUGGCCACCAGCUGCCUCAGCACGGGUGUGGAUCUGCUCACCAUUCGCCACGUGCUGUGGUAUGGCAACGGCUACAACAUCUAUACGCUGGCCCAGGCCUUUGGUCGGGCUGGUCGCGAUAAACAGGGUGGAACUGCCGAGCUGUGGCUACCAGUGAGACGUGGGCCAGCACCAGGCAUGGAAACUUUUGUCGAAGGCAGUGCGUGCCGCAGCUGGGCGCUCGGCAAGUUGCUAGAUCCCCGCGCCGCGACAUGCUUUGCUGCCGGCCAGCCGCUUUGUGACGUGUGCGCAGGAACAGCACAGCGCCUGGAGCCAGCAAGAGCUGCACGCCAGCAGCGCGCUGCCCAAGCGUUGAGUGUGGCGCAUGUGGAAGCAGAGCCCGAGGCGAUGGCGGAGGAGGAAGAUGUGUUGUCUGAGCCACCUGCAGCACGGCUCGAGGAAGAAGAAUCGAUCGGGCCAGAGUCCGCCUUGGAUGUAGCUUCAGCAUCAAACGUCGAAACGGCAGCGUCUUCAGGACCAGCUGCCGUUGCGGCGCAGUCGAGCAGAAGCACUCCACGUGCCCAGGACACGGCUGUGGUGGCGACAAAUGCAGGGCCAAUGACGGAUGCUGCCGUGCCACGGAUACAGACAAGUGAUGCUUGGAUUGAUGAGGCAGAUACAGCAUCCAUGUCGGUGCCAGCUUCACCCAUGGUCUCUGAUGCUGAUGACGAGGCGCCUUUACAGCAAGACGCGCGUGGCCCGGCGCAAGCCACGAUGGCAGAGGACGAGAGCACGCCACAGCCAGUCAUGCAGUCAGCAGCACAGCCAACCCCCACGAAACACGCGCCAACCCCGUCGGCCUCGAUCAUUUGCGUGCCAGUACCAUCGGCCUCGGGUUCAACCUCGUCUCUGGCGCGAUCGGCUGCAAGCUCAGCCUCGGGUACACUGCGGCGUAACCGAGUGCCGCUGGUUGCUGAAAGUUCAUGUACCCCUGGGUCUGGCCAUCAUGACGAUGAUGGCAACGGCAUCGCUACCAGCCCUGCUCCCUCAACAUCCAAGCGAACGGCAUCGGACGUCACGUGCACAGCUGCUGCUUCUUCAACAGCGGUUCAAGCAGCAGAGUCGCCUCUUCCCGCAGCAAAACGAGCAGCAUCAAGUGGCACGCGCACCGCUACCGUUGCCGCUACUGCUACCACUCGCUCUGAAGCCACGGUAUCUGCUGCGGCUACGCCACCGAAUCGGCACAACGUCGCGCCAAUAUUUCGGUCGAAAUCGGGGACAAAAAAAAAAAAUCUGAUGAACUACGCGGCGGCUGACAAGUUUAUUGGCGUUCUGAAGUUGAUGGAUGAUUACUGCAUGCGAUGUACCAUUCGACAGGCGAAACCCGUCCUGAAGGCCGAGCAUCAAUGCACGCGCCACGAUGAAGCGGGCCAUGGGCGGGGCGCGCGCGCGCUCCUGGUGGUGCGUUGUCGUCGUUGUGGCGCGACGGGCAAGUGCUGCCGAGGUGCAAGCGACGUCAUGGAUGAACGGGUGGCCAAGCGACAUUGCCGCGUGACCGUCAUGGAUUUACCAUUCUUGCUGAUCUCGUGUUGGGCUGCCAUUUGUUGUCAAGACAAUUCCUCGCUCUGA
Messenger RNA from Monosiga brevicollis MX1, 4605 nucleotides. RefSeq lists its product as uncharacterized. NCBI's taxonomy places the organism in Eukaryota, Choanoflagellata, Craspedida, Salpingoecidae. The coding region runs from base 1 to 4605 and encodes 1534 amino acids. Gene Ontology annotation, molecular function: protein binding. The transcript has 9 exons. The record is from RefSeq and is a predicted model, not a curated record.